Messenger RNA from Anopheles funestus (African malaria mosquito), 4753 nucleotides. It is a transcript of the gene ppk17, whose product is annotated as acid-sensing ion channel 2. Gene Ontology annotation, cellular component: membrane. The record is from RefSeq and is a predicted model, not a curated record. Gene Ontology annotation, biological process: sodium ion transmembrane transport. Lineage: Eukaryota; Metazoa; Arthropoda; Insecta; Diptera; Culicidae. Gene Ontology annotation, molecular function: ligand-gated sodium channel activity. The transcript is spliced from 5 exons. The coding region runs from base 3185 to 4516 and encodes 443 amino acids.
AACGAACAAUCCCUAAACACCUCUGCUUAUGAUGAACGAUCUAUUUUCACUGUGCUUCGGGAUUGAAAUUUCCACAGUAACGCUAAUAGCCGCCAACGCUUUCGCGAGGCUUUUUGGUCAGUUGAACCGCUUGACGUAGCAGGAGAGCAAAACCGUACAAUAGACAGAUACAAACCGUGCCGUGGUUGUUCCAUUUCAAACAUCACAAAAUCUCAACCUGGUUGCUUAUUUCCCGAUGCUGCGCCUACGACUACCCGGUCUACGUCAUCUUUCCAUUUACCACCCAAGUUCGUGCGAUUUGGCGGCCCAUAUUCGGCAAGGAAUGUCGAAUGAUCGUAUUUAUAAUCAGUGUUUGUUGUUCACUUUAACACAUUUUUGUUACUGCCACUGAGGUUUGGUAGCAUUUUUGUUCAUAUUACUUCUUUCACUUUUCUUACUGGCUUAGCCCGUUCGGUUCCUUCACUGUACGACCGAACCGUAUCGCACUCGGUUGGCGCUAACGGCAUCAAAAAACAGUUCACGAACGAAAUCCUUCGUGACAGUCUUUACUCAUCUUAAAACACAUCAUCUGCGCAUAACCACGAAAUUAUUUCGAUGAUAAUAUGAAGAAAAUUCUUUCUUCCUCAUGGGUGUAUAGAACGUGGUCACAAAAACUGUGGUCAAGCAAAACGGGAAAAUAGCAUGCAUGGCAUUCUACUACACUCGAUCGCUACGGACGAUACGAAAGAAAAUGAGACUUUCAUUCAACUUGAAGCAGAGAUGUUUUUUUGUGUUUUAAAGCUUCUGUCCAAACAAGAAGAGUUAUAUUAAGACAUUAGAACUAUUAUUUAAUAAAAAAAUUUAAAAACUUGCAUGUUUAAGCAUAUAAAAUUGAAUAAUGAUUUUCUGUAUAGCGUUAAUAUAAGAAUGUACAAUUAAUUUUAAAGCAAAAAUGCAAUAUAAUACUAGAAAGAAAAUUAAGAACAAUUUUAACAAUUACCUCUCAUUAUAGUUCUACAAAAUAAGUACUUGCAGAGCCAUCUAACGGCUGCAAUUACUCAAAGCUACUUACAAAAGCUUAAAUACAAAAAUGCAUUCUAGGUUCAUCAUAGUAUUAAAAAUAGAAACCAGAUCAACGUUUCGCUUUGGAAAAAAGCAAAAGUUUUUGUUUUUUUAAACAUAUACCUUCAAUGUUCUUUGCUGCUUGAACGGUAUUCAUCUAAUUCACCAAACGCUUCUAGCAUAUCUACAUUUAGGCGUAACAUACAUGACCUUAAAUUCACCAUAGGCUAGCUUUAUUUCCGUUCUUAUUUCACUCCGUUGUACAGGUGAACUGCGAGAUAUAUUAUUCUUGUGGACCGUGGAGAUCCGCGAUGAUCUGUGUAUCUCGAAAUUCUUUUCCGCUUUUUAGGAAGAGAAACAUUACCAAAAACCUUUGAAAAAAAAUAUUUGAUUUAAUUAGAAGACAUUACCAAUUUCCUUUAAACUUGAUAAUUUUAAAAUCAACCUACUUCACUGCUCAUAAUGUAUGAAGCAACAGUACAGUAGAUAACCUCAAUCGAAUUUAAUUACCAAACGGUACUACGGUAGAACAGUUUUUUUCAAAGCUACCUGUGUUUACGAUCUGUUGGUCUAUCUGAAUUGCUGCUUACGAGUGAGAGGGCAACAUAUCCGGAACCGACAAUAGCUACCAAUUAGUGUGCGUGUAAAGAGGUGUAAACAAGGAGUACACUCAGUUGCACCAUUGCAUUCUGAAGUCCCUGGGUACAAACCUACAACCGUCCCUUAUAGUACGAAUAAUUCAAUAGUAUUUGAAAAUAUUAUUAAUAUAUUGAUUAAUUAGUAAACAUAAAUCUGUUGUCUGUGUAUGUAGCAAUACCGCACUGAUAUGGGUAUGGAUCCAAAACCUCUCGAAAGAUAAUGUAGGCAUUACACAUCCUACUUCGACUCAAUACGUCCACGGCGAACAGAACGGUGACAUAUCUCCCCAAAUAUCUGAGCUUGGCUAUACGGGGAAGCUCAACCCCUUGGGCAGAUGGUUAAUAUGAGUAAAUUAUGCGUAGGGGGACAGUCAGCGCAUGAUCUUCCUGUUAGAGGCGGCUGGAAGUCUUUUUUUAAUUUAUUUUGAUUAUAGAGAUUUUCAGUAGCUAGGACUACAUUCUCCUCUCCCGCGGUUGGAUGUCCCUUCUGUCCUGGCAUCCUACACGAUUUUAAACAGCUAGGAUACGUAGGCUUUCCGACGAGGCAAAGGGGGAGGAGAGGAAAUUGGAAUUCACCCGUAAUACAACCGCAAUAAUCAAUGCAUUUCGAAUCGGAUAAACAGAUAUCGACCCACGCUCCGAAACAAGUACAACGCAUUCUUUCGGACGAGGUGAGGGGCCGCGGUUUCGGUAUAGUAGCACUACUGGUGGUCCGUUGGAAAGGAGUUAAGGGGCGCUCAUACAUUGCAUGAUCUACCAGAGCGGUGGUGAAAAGCAUGAACUCGGUAGUAAACAUAUAUACUUAAAGCUAAUCAAAUAUUAAAGUCGAGAAAUCACAAUGCACGAAAAGGACUGAUCUAGGUUCAAAUCUCAACUCAUGACUCGACUCCCAUACACAUGACUGACAACAGAACUGAAGCAAUCAAAACCAUAGAGACAUAAUCUUGCUCAUCACAUAUCUGAAAUGCAUACCAAAAAAUCUCCAACCUCCAUAAACAAUGAUAAACAAAACACAAGUUCCAACAAUCUACAUAGGACGCAUUUAGUUUCUUCUGAUAGUCAUUCAUGUUAGAGCUUUACCAUUUUGUCGAAUCAAUAAAAUGUAUGGUGUGUAAUAAACAUGCCAUUAUAUUUCCCACAUACGUUGCUGUGCAAAAUAUACCAAUAGACAGAAAAAUGCUUCAUGUAUCAAGUCUUCCCAGAAUUGCAUUCAGUGCAAUGAUUUAUGAUAUGUUUUCCGAUAGAUAAAAAACUACGAACGCAAUGUUUCCGAUAAACCUCUUGAUUUAUGUCGGAAAACAUAGUUGAUUAUCAACGAAAGCCGUUUAUAUAAAAGGUGUCUACAGGGCAUUAAGCCAUCGGAUAUCGACCAAAAGCCCCACGAAGCGCUCGAAAAACCGUUCUCGUCCCGGGUAGUGCAAAAGAGUUGAACGUUAGUUUUGAAAGAUGAUCACUCGAAAGUGUUUCCCUCAGCUAAUCGAUCUAUACCGACGAUCGCUGCAAUAAUGGUUAGUGUCGCGAAAGUGAAGCACAAACUAUGGAAUCUUCUGCACCAGCUGUGUCACGACCCGAAGCGCUUGGUUCGUGGGAUAGUGUUGUUUAUCUGCAGCAUUGUCGUAAUGUAUCAGCUGACGGAUUGUUUCAAGAAGCUGUUCAAUCCACCAAUUUCAACUCAUUCCCGGUUCGACCUAAACGACUCCAUGCUCUAUCCCGCCAUUACCUUUUGUCGCGAGCCAGCAUACAAAGCAGAAGUAAUGGCGAAGUACAACCUGGCGAUGCAUCCCAAGUACACUAGUUCAUUCGAUCGGUUUCCCUUCAACGAGUCCUCGCUGGAGCAGCUGUUCAGCGAGGCGACAUACAACCAUAGCGAGUUUUUUAUCCAGCAUGGAUUGAACGGUGGCACAAACAAUAUAGACGUGGUGGAGAGUUUACAUUUGGACAUGGGACGAUGCUACACGCUAAAUCCGCUGACCACAACGAAGCACUCCUGGAAGGAGGCGGGAUACUCGAUCAUGUUGCGACAUGAUACGAAUAUCUCACAAGUAAGCGUUGGUGACACACCUCCUGGUUGGCACGUUUUUAUUCAUGAUGAAACGGAAGGAUUUGCAGAAAACCGCAUGCAAUCGUCCGGUCGUGUGGAGUAUUUGUAUCUGGAGGUUAACGAAGAAAUGGAAAUUCGUUUAUCAACGCAGCACUUCUUCAUGCUAGCCAGUUACGAAAAUGAAUGCGUUGAGUUUUCCAGCGUAAGCUCUACAAGGUGCGGCGAAGUUUGCCAUUGGAACGCGGUGGUUGAAUCGGUUGGAUGUUCCGGACCUUGGAUGCCUGGGCUAGGGGCGCGCGAGUGUAAUAAUUCAGAAAGUACAAAGCAAUUAAUUAAACUCUACCGUCAGCUGGAAGAUCUAGAUGGGACACAGUGCGGUUGCUUUCAGCCCUGCACCACCACAAUCUAUACUGCUUCCGUGAUGAAUCGCAAACCCUUCCACAUCAGCGUUCCUGCUGCACAGCUUUGGGUGUACUACACCUCCAAAAUGGUCACUAUUGUAGAGGAAUUUCAUGGCUAUGAUUUCAACCAAUUCGUCUCGGAUCUUGGCGGUUCGCUUGGAUUUUUGCUCGGUUUAUCGGUUCUUGGGCUUAUUGGGUUGCUAGAGAAAAUCGUGGAGCUGGUCUUCAUUCGUCGAUUGAUAGCUGAAAAGCGCAAGAAACAGAUGGCAAGAGAAAUAGUGAACAACGAUUCAAUGCAACCAACAGAUCCUAAAGAUGGGGACUCUUCCAAGACUUCAGACGACACAAAAGUAUCAAAAAAUGAAUCACCUGCAAACACUGUUCUGGAGCAGUGAAAUAGCAGCUGAAUGAUAAAAAGUCUUUAAACAAUGACUCCAAUCCAUUUUGUGUUUCAUAAGUAAGACAUUGAAAUAUAUUUAAAAUCACAAUCCGUUUUUAUCACUGCAGUGAUGCAUUUAUUCAUUUACCGAUAAUUUUAAAGGGAAUAUUUUCUCCACAACGAAACAAAACGGUAAGAAACUUUGUAUUCUAUCUUUACUAAUUUAAAAUACGUAUACCUAAUCACGUUUUAG